AUGGUUUGCCGAGCGCCUCUUUUACAAGGCGGCCUUUGUCGCCGAAAGGAUCCAAGUGGAAGGUGUCCGAUUCAUGGAACUAUAAUAUUACGCCAUGGAAGUACUGGAGCGCCAAUGCACAAAGGUGAUGCGAUGAAACUGCACGCGGAAUGGUCUGAGCACUACAAGGUCAAACAAAUGAAAACGAAUCAAAUACAAGGUAAACAGAGGCGCAGGAGAUAUCCGGGUCUGGUUGACAUAAAAAGUGUCAAAAGUUCAGCCCGUCACAAACUCGCCCGAAGAGUAUUUGGCAGAUGCGCUAUUAAGAAGUCUUUUGGGGACGGAUGA
This is a messenger RNA of Protopolystoma xenopodis, 327 nucleotides long. NCBI's taxonomy places the organism in Eukaryota, Metazoa, Platyhelminthes, Monogenea, Polystomatidea, Polystomatidae. The record is from the annotation of a GenBank genome assembly.